Messenger RNA from Exophiala viscosa, 2316 nucleotides. RefSeq lists its product as uncharacterized. NCBI's taxonomy places the organism in Eukaryota, Fungi, Ascomycota, Eurotiomycetes, Chaetothyriales, Herpotrichiellaceae. Gene Ontology annotation, biological process: DNA-templated transcription; regulation of DNA-templated transcription. The coding region runs from base 1 to 2316 and encodes 771 amino acids. Gene Ontology annotation, molecular function: DNA-binding transcription factor activity, RNA polymerase II-specific; DNA binding; zinc ion binding. The transcript has 7 exons. The record is from RefSeq and is a predicted model, not a curated record.
AUGCAGCCAAAGCAGCCGUCUACUUGGAAGCAACAAGCAUCGUCAUCCAAAAGUUGCGACUUGUGCAAGCUCAGGCACCAAAAAUGUAGCAGAACAAAGCCGUCAUGCCACUACUGCCAGAUGAGACGUGUGGAGUGCGUGUACUCCGACGUCCCAGCCAACAAGGUCACUCUCUCCGCUAUCCGCCCCGCAAGAAGUAUCCCAAACACCACAACGUCAGUCACAACGUCGACAACAGGCAAGACCCGGAGUGAUAGCGACUCUCCUUCUGAUGCCGAGAUUGCCGGUCGGAAUACGAUACUAUCCAGAGAUCUAGAAGCCUUGAAUCUCACGCCCUCGCCCAACAAGACCACCGACCUUGGUAUCAGUCCAGUACCGAGCGCCUCAUCGGCCCCGAUUAGGCCUUUAGAGAUUGGAUCCUGUAAGGAGAGUUCUACCCAUUACCUCGUCGACAGUUUGGCAACGCUCUGGGCGGACAAGUCCAAUAAAAGCAAAGAUCAAAUCCUACAAGAGAAUGUUUCCAUAAUGUCCGACCCGACUACUUCGCCAUUCCUUACCGUCUGUGUGCACCAACCCAAUUAUAUUUCUCUAGAAGAGCAACUACCAGAGAAAGCUGUUGCCACGGGAUGGUUGACCACGUUGAUGAAAGGUCCGAAUAUGCUGUUCCGAGUUUUCAACGAGGAUGAGUCGUGGAGACUUCUGGAUUCGAUCUAUGCAAACGAGGACAUCAGCCAUUCUUCAAAAUGUUCCAUGUGGCUGCAACUGGCUGUUGGGUGCAAAUUCACAACAGGGUCCCCUAAGGAAAGCUACGACACACUAUUUGAUAGUGGCUGCCAGUACCUGCAGUGGUGCCUCGAGCAAUCAGACGAGAUAGCUCCUCUCUGGGUCGUGGCUCCAAUGAUGCUUACUGUUCUUUACUACAUGGACUCGAAGCCCAAGACUUGUUGGCUGACCCUUGGUGGUGCGAUCCGCCUUGCUCAAGUGCAUAAGCUAGACCGAGCCAGGGAAAGCUGUCCACGCUUGUCGGUUAAAGAGUAUGAGAGGUGGAGACAGGUUUGGCGAGCCAUGAUCACCUUCGACACGUGGCUAUCUAGCACACUCGGAAAGUGUCCGCAGAUCAACCAGGACACCACGCAGGACUCAUUUGUCCAGAUGACCCUUGAGGAAUUUGCCCUCCCAAACGACAGCAUCGAAUUCAACAUUGCCAAAUUAAGUAUGCUACUCGCCCGGUUUUUGACAAGUCUGUGCGACGGCAAAAUGACUGCCAAUACUCAAGAAGUAUUCUUCCACGCCAUCGAGGACUGGGCAUCCAACCUACCCCAGAAUCUGCGUUACUUUCCGGAUGACAAUGACCCACAAACGUCACAAGCUAACGCGGUGGGCUCACUCUACCUCGAAACAUUCUACUUCGCCUCAGUGAUGAUAUUAACCAAACCGGAGCUUUUUACGUCGCUAUCCACGGGGCGGCAGCAGAAUUCCCCGCACAGUAGACUAUUUUCGCAAGCAUGCGUGGAUGCUUCCGUCCAGAUCGGCCAUGCAUCCACAAUAAUACUGAAUCGCGGAUUCCUCUGCAAACAGUCUUGGUUCAUUACGACCCUUGUGUACCAUGCUGGACUAGUGCUGGCCUUGAGUCUUUCGGUACAAUCGACGUCUCCACGCUACAGCUUAAAGCCCAGUGGGAGCCACAGUCCAGAAACUCAGGGCCUGGAGGCGAACCUGAAUAUACUGUCAUCUUGUGCACCAUUCAAUGAUGUGGCUGCGCAAUUUGAUAAAGUACUAAAAUAUUUUCGAGCCUUGAUUGACAGCUAUGAAGAGGCCAAAUCUGCUCGCAUGAGCCACCAAAGCGACGGACGCGAACUAUUUCGAACGCCACCCUGGCCACCUGCACCGUCCUCCUGGAGGAAUCAGAGCAUAUCUACCACUACUCCCACCUCUACUCUGUGGCAGACAUCACCGAAUGUGCCGGUGAUGUACUCCCUUCCACCAUCCUCACCAUACCAGGUCCUGGCCGGGCCAGACUCCUCUAUUCCUCUCAAUCUCAACAACGAAGUUUCACAGGCUGCCGCUGCGAACUUUUACCCCCCACGAACGAUUGUGGACCCGACAUAUAUCGGAUGGCCAGCCACUCUACCAAAUGAUGCGUCGGCUUACUCCUUUGUCAGUAAAUCAAGUUCACGCUCGGGACAAGGAUCCAUAGACUCUGGCUUCGAACACUAUAAGCCCUAUAUGCAGAACUUCUGGGCCACAGAACCCUUCGACCCUGGACAACAGAUGGGCGACCCAGGAAAGGCGAACUCAAAUUCUCAAUAUGGGUAA